CCGUCCUUCACAAUAAGGUCAUCUGGAUUGCCAGCUUGAUCCAGGCACACUGCUUCCCUGCUUCUCUUUGAAUAGGAGCAGGCUGACUACGACUCAGUCAUGAUGGUUUCAGAGUUUCAUGGGUGGAGAAAGAAAUCCUAACUCACAAUCCCUUUACAAGCCUCUGCAUGGUUUACUGAUUUCAAAAGAAAAUACGUAUCAACUCAAAUUCAAAAGAAAGCCAUAUCUGUGAAGCAGCAUAAAAUGUUCGCCUCUUGUCAGCCAGUAUGUCUGGAGCCAACAGUUCCUGCCUGACCCUGGGAGUCUUCAUCUUGAAUGGUGUUCCUGGCCUGGAAGCUGCACACAUCUGGAUCUCCCUCCCAUUCUGCCUCAUGUACAUUGUUGCUGUCCUGGGGAACUGCGGGCUCAUCUACCUCAUCAGCCAUGAGGAAGCACUGCACCGGCCCAUGUACUACUUCCUGGCCCUGCUGUCCUUCACUGAUGCCACCUUGUGCACUACCACCGUACCCAACAUGCUGUGCAUAUUCUGGUUCAACCUCAAGGAGAUUGACUUUAAUGCCUGCCUGGCACAGAUGUUUUUUGUUCACAUGUUGACUGGGAUGGAAUCUGGGGUGCUCAUGCUCAUGGCCCUUGACCGUUAUGUGGCCAUCUGCUACCCCUUACGCUAUACCACCAUCCUCACCAAUCCUGUCAUUGCUAAGGCUGCUCUGGCCACCUUCUUGAGGAGUGUGACGCUCAUCAUCCCAUUCACUUUCCUCACCAAGCGCCUGCCCUAUUGCCAGGGCAACCUCAUCCCCCAUACCUACUGUGACCACAUGUCAGUGGCCAAGGUCUCCUGCGGCAAUGUCAAGGUCAAUGCUGUCUAUGGUCUCAUGGUUGCUCUCCUGAUUGGUGUGUUUGACAUCUGCUGUAUCUCUGUGUCUUACACUAUGAUCCUGCGGGCUGUAGUGAGUCUGUCCUCAGCAGAUGCUCGUCACAAAGCCUUCAGCACCUGUACAUCUCAUAUCUGUGCUAUUGUAAUCACUUAUGUGCCUGCCUUUUUUACUUUUUUCACUCAUCGUUUUGGAGGACACAAUAUUCCUCACCACAUACACAUCAUUGUGGCUAACCUUUACCUACUACUUCCUCCUACCAUGAAUCCCAUUGUUUAUGGAGUCAAAACCAAGCAGAUUCGGGAAGGUGUAAACAAAUUUUUACUUGGAGAAAGAUUGGCUUUAUCUAAAGCAAAUGAUGCAUGAAAUAGAUUUCUUGGAGUGAGGAGAAGGUAGUAAAGAAGAAAUGCCUAAAAGGUGUGAGUGACAGGAUAUUGUCACUCUGAUAUAUAACUUUUUUUCUGAAAUCUUGCAAGUAUGCGUUAUGAAAUAUUUCUUGUAUGCAAAGAUCUGCCAAAGUAGAAAAUUCAGAAUGAUAACCUAACUGUUCUUCAUAAUUUAUGUUUCUCCUAAAUGUUUAUGGAGUCAUAUAUCCAGUGAGAUUAGCAUGAUAAAGUGUGGAACAGAGCCAACCUACACAUUGUAUGUGUAAAGAAGAGGCUGUCAUAACAUGAGCAAGCACAUCCUCUUCACUAAGGCACAUUCUAUCAGAUUAAACAUGUUUCUGACACA
This is a messenger RNA of Chinchilla lanigera (long-tailed chinchilla), 1604 nucleotides long. Its product is annotated as olfactory receptor 52N2. The record is from RefSeq and is a predicted model, not a curated record. NCBI's taxonomy places the organism in Eukaryota, Metazoa, Chordata, Mammalia, Rodentia, Chinchillidae. Gene Ontology annotation, molecular function: G protein-coupled receptor activity; olfactory receptor activity. The coding region runs from base 267 to 1238 and encodes 323 amino acids. Gene Ontology annotation, cellular component: membrane. Gene Ontology annotation, biological process: G protein-coupled receptor signaling pathway. The transcript is spliced from 4 exons.